Gongylonema pulchrum is the source of this 207-nucleotide messenger RNA. Lineage: Eukaryota; Metazoa; Nematoda; Chromadorea; Rhabditida; Gongylonematidae. The record is from the annotation of a GenBank genome assembly.
GGGAAGCGGCGUCUGGUAGCAAAAGGCGUCUGUGAGCAGAAAGUCGUAGGGGAACAGGAACAACAGCUGGUACGCCUAUAUCGACGUCUGGAUUGCGCGACGCAAAUUUGUUUACCAUUAAUUUUUAUUAUUUUUCUUAUGUACUAUGUGAUGGAUGUUGUCUACGGUGACGAGAGCAGCUGUUUCACAAGCAUAGCUAACAAAUGA